Molecule: messenger RNA, 4206 nt
Organism: Hydra vulgaris (swiftwater hydra)
Lineage: Eukaryota; Metazoa; Cnidaria; Hydrozoa; Anthoathecata; Hydridae
Molecular function (GO): ubiquitin-protein transferase activity
Source: RefSeq, a predicted model, not a curated record
GCUGCAUUUCUGCUGGCAUGGCUUAUUUUAAAAUAUCAUACAUCAUGUGGCAAGAUUAUGAUAGUGAUAAUCAGCAAAUGGUAGAUAAAUUUAUCAAGGCUGGAGUUGUAUAUUCAAAAGAGGUGGAAAAUGCUUUUCGCUGUGUUAAUCGUGCUGCAUUUGUUUCAAAAAAACUUCUAAGUUCUGCAUUUAUUGAUUCACCUAUUAAAGGGCCACCUAAUAUUCAUAUGUCAGCACCACUCAUCUAUGCUACAAUUUUGGAGCAUCUUGAAUUGGAACCUGGAAUGUCAUUUUUGAAUAUUGGCAGUGGUACAGGUUACUUUUCAUCUGUAGCAGGGUUCUUAAUUAAACCUCAUGGUUUAAACAAUGGAAUUGAAAUUAAUAACGACUUAGUUGAGUUUGCACGAGAAAAAGUAAAUGACCUUUUUAAGUAUAAUGAAAUGGCUGCAAAAGAAAUUUGUCCACCAACAUUUAUUUCAGGGAAUUGUUUUUUGUUAGACCCAUCUCAAAUAAAAUACGACAGGUUAUACUGUGGUGGUUCUUGCACUGCUUCAAAUGUGACCUUUUUUCUUGAAUUUUUAAAAAUUGGUGGAUUUUUAAUUGCACCCCUUGGAAAUAAGUUAAUAAAGUUGGAACGUGUAUCUCACAAAGAAGGUGUUAAAACAGUUUUAAGUGAUGUUUGCUUUGCUCCCUUAGCACGCCUUGAUUCAAAAGACCUUUCAAAAACGCGUGAUGGUUUUUUACCAAUGCUAAGAUUUCCUCUAUCUAAUAAAAGAAAAAAUCCUAAGAAAACAAUCUUCAUUGAUGCAAAUUUUCCAGUUUGUAGAAGCGCUGCUCGAAAGAAGCUAGCAAGACUCAGAGCUGUUCAAGAUGCUUUGGAUUCGUUAGAAAGAGAUUGCUCCAUACCACAACCAUUUUGUUACUUACCAAAUUUAAAUCAAAUAAAUGAUUACAAUUAUUUAAAAAAAAGUCAUUUUACUAACAAUCACUUAAAACAAUCAAGUAAAGAUUCGUUUAAAAAUCAUCAAUCAACCACUGAAGAAAAUCCCCAAUCAUUUAAAACUUUUAAACUCGAGGCUAAAAAUUCAAAUUACACUGACUUGACUGAUCGGAAACAAUCUUACAAUACAAUAGAUAUCUGGAAUCAUUUGUAUUCUAAUAAACUUUGGGAAAAUGUAGUUGACCACUAUUAUUCAGUGUGCUCAACAAGUCCUGAUCGAAGAGAUAGAUGUUUUCAACAUAAAGCAGUUAUUAACGAGACUUCCAAACUUAAAAAUUUACCCCUAAAGUUAAAACACUUUACUUUAUUGUUACAUAAAAAUAUCACUGAUGAAGUUGCUAUAAAUAAUAAAGUAACUGCUGAAAAAAAUGAUGAAACUUUACUUCCUGAAACAAACUAUGACAAAAUAUCUAAUGAAAUAAAUUAUGACAAAAUUUCUAAUGAAAUAAAUAGUAAAAAUAGUGAUAAUAUACUGAUUGCUGAAAUUCAAAAAACUUUAAAUGAUAUUUUAACAUGUAUCUGUAAUGAUGUCAAUGUAGUUUCUAACAAUGUCAUGCAAAGUAGCCCAGAUAAAGAAAAAACUCAAUUAAAACUAAAUAAAACCAAGAACUGUAUUAACAUUGAUGAAGAUAAAGAAAUUUCUACAUAUCUUUCAAAAGUUUCUUGUGAAUGGUCGCAUUUACAUGAUUUGGAGUUAAUAUCAUUUCUAUUUGAGAAAAAGAAAGAGAGCGAAAGUCUCAUGUUGAAAGAAAAUUUACCAAAAGUAUUUAGGUCAGACAUAUUUGAAAAAAAUAAUUUUAUCAAAUAUCCACUUCUUUCAAAUGUAAAUGCGACAUUGCUAAUUUACAGAAGCAUAUCUUUGAUAAGAGUUGUGACUGUAAUUGACUCUGUUCUUGAUAUUCUUGUUGGGCCAUCAUUAAAGCGUGAUCAGUUUCAUAUUCAAUAUGAGGAGAAAUUUCCUUUAGCAUCAUUCAGCGAAGAUUCAUUUAAAUUAGUUGUUAAUAAAACACAGAUAAACAAAAACGAUGAAGUUGCAGAGAAAUUGUUACAUGAAAAAGCAUGUACAGAUGAAGAGAAAGACUUAUUUAAUGAGAUUUUUAUGAUGAUGACUUCUGAAAUUGAAUAUGUAAAGCAACAGGAGGCAAUCUUAAAGAAAAAAAUUGAACUUAUUAAUAAUAUUGAUGAACAAUACAAAGAACAGAUCAAACUUCUAAAUCAACAGGUUGAACUAAUUGAAGAACAGCAACACCUUCUUGUAGAAGUUUCUCUAGAAGAUUCUCAAUUUUUAUCAUCACAAAAUUUAGUUGCAGAAAAAAAACAACAGCGACAAGCUCUUUUAGAUAAACGAGACAAAAUUAGUGCUGAUAGAGUAAUUCAAAAUCUUGAAAAGAAUGAGUUAUUAAUAAUGUUGGAGCAAGUCUUGUCUCUUGAAACCAAACUUCAUCAAGAGAUGUCUUUAUUAAAGUUAAAAGGUAUUGGAUAUUUGCAUUCUCAAGUUUGUGGUUUAUCUAAAUUCUCUCAAUUUGCUCAUAAAGCUGAUCAAAUUAUAUCAAAAAUGCAAUCCAAUUCAAUAGUCCCAAGUCCUGUAGGAAACAAAAAUGUUCAUAAUAAUUCAGAAACUGAAAUGAAUGCUAAUUCAUUUACUUCUUCUACUUUGAAUAAAAACAAAUUUCGGUAUCUUCCCAAUAAAAUUUUACCUCGUUGUCGUUUUCUUUUGCCUCUUUCUAAAAAGAGAUUAACAUUUGUUAAGGAAAUGCUUGAGAGCAGUGAACGAUCAGCUCCUCAGCAUAUACCAGUUAUUUUUAUUGAUCGAUCUAUUCCACUCUCUCAAAGAAAAACUGAGAGUGACACAGUUUUUAAGCAAUUGUAUUAUGGUGUUCUGCAGAAACAAUUGAAUUACAGGUGGAACAGAAAGACAUGUGAACAGUGGUGGGAAGUAAAAUUUAUUGGAGAAGGAAUAAUUGAUCAAGGUGGUGGGUUUAGAGACAGUCUUGUAGAAAUUUCAGAAGAACUUUGCCCACCCAGUCCAGAAGUUAUUUCCCCACUCCCUUAUUUUAUAAAGACACCAAAUCAAAGAUCUGGGUCAGGAAAUCAUUUGGAUUGUUUUACAUUAAAUCCAUCCUGUGAUGACUUUUCACUUUUUUAUUGGAUAGGACAACUAAUGGGUGCAUGUUUUCGAACAGGUGAAUCAUUACCUUUAGCUCUAGCUCCUUAUGUUUGGAAAAUUCUUGUUGGUGAGCAUGUGACGUGGGAAAAAGAUUAUGCAACUGUUGAUGAAGCAGCAGUUCGAAAUAUUGGUUGGCUUGAAAGUAUUGAUGAAAACACUUAUUCUGAACUUAAAAUUGAAGAAGUCUUCACUACUCACCUAAGCAAUCAAGCUGAGUUUGAGCUUUGUCCUAAUGGUUUAAACAAAAUUGUGAAAUGGAAUGAUCGAAAAGAAUUUUCACUUUUGGUACGAAAAGCUCGUAUGUUAGAAAACAUAAAUCAGAUUAAAGCUCUACGCAGUGGCUUGACAUCUGUUAUACCAGAAGGAGUGUUAUCGUGUUUAACAUGGUGUGAUCUAGAGAAAAAUGUAUGCGGUGACCCUUGUAUAUCAGUUGAAGGUCUUAAAGCAAACUGUCGCUAUGGUGAUGACUUAAAUGCAUCUAGUCAAAAUAUAAUUUACAUGUGGAGUGCGUUGCAAAGUUUUACAGAAAUUGAAAGAAGUUGUUUUAUUCGGUUUGUAACUGGUAGAAAACGGCUACCUAGUCCGUUUAAUGUUUCUCGAUCCUCUAUGAACAUUGAUAAUUUACCAAGUGCUAGUACAUGUGGAAAAAAUUUGUUUUUACCAGAUUACUCUAGUGCUGCUGUUUGUACAGAAAAACUAAGAUAUGCAAUAUAUAAUUGUGUUGCUAUUGAUGCCGAUACAAGCCCUUGGUAAAUCCCUUGGUAAAUCCCUUGGUAAGUCCCUUGGUAAGUCCAAGCAAUUUUGAGUCUGUUAACUCGUUCGUUUUAUGGGUCAGAACCUGCGCUUUUAAGUUUCUGGUUUUAUUAUUGCUAUACUUUUGGAAAUUGAAACUUAUGGGCAAUAUUUAUGUAAACAUUAUUGAACGGGUUUUGUUGGUUUUUUUGGUGCAUUUUUGCAUUUUUUUAAUUUAUAACUAUUUUGAUAUUUUUUAUUGAAAAUCGUAUUAUACACUAUUAUUCUUUUAAAUUUUUUAAUAUUA